This is a messenger RNA of Sorex fumeus (smoky shrew), 3830 nucleotides long. Its product is annotated as protein HIRA. Gene Ontology annotation, molecular function: protein binding; nucleosome binding. Gene Ontology annotation, biological process: regulation of DNA-templated transcription; DNA-templated transcription; chromatin remodeling. The record is from RefSeq and is a predicted model, not a curated record. Bases 139 to 3429 code for a protein of 1096 amino acids. The transcript is spliced from 24 exons. Gene Ontology annotation, cellular component: HIR complex; nucleus. Lineage: Eukaryota; Metazoa; Chordata; Mammalia; Eulipotyphla; Soricidae.
GCGCGGGGUGGGCGGCAGCCGAGGGCGGGCGGCGCGGGAGGAAGCUGCAGCGGUGGCUCCAUGGCCCGGGCGCGCUGAGGGACCCGGCUCUCGCCUCAGCCCGGCGGCGGCGGCGGCGACGGCGGCGGCGGCCGAACAAUGAAGCUCCUGAAGCCGACCUGGGUCAACCACAAUGGCAAGCCAAUUUUUUCAGUUGAUAUUCACCCUGACGGGACCAAGUUCGCAACUGGAGGACAAGGACAGGAUUCUGGGAAGGUUGUGAUCUGGAAUAUGUCUCCAGUCCUCCAGGAGGAUGACGAGAAGGAUGAAAAUAUUCCCAAGAUGCUUUGCCAGAUGGACAAUCACUUAGCAUGUGUGAACUGUGUGCGGUGGUCAAACAGUGGGAUGUAUUUAGCUUCUGGGGGAGAUGACAAACUGAUUAUGGUGUGGAAGCGGGCUACGUACAUUGGCCCCAGCACUGUGUUUGGUUCCAGUGGAAAGCUUGCCAAUGUGGAGCAGUGGCGAUGCCUCUCCAUCCUUCGGAGUCACUCAGGCGAUGUGAUGGAUGUAGCAUGGUCUCCCCACGAUGCCUGGCUGGCUUCAUGCAGUGUCGAUAACACCGUUGUCAUCUGGAAUGCUGUGAAGUUCCCAGAAAUUCUAGCUACCCUGAGAGGUCAUUCUGGCUUGGUUAAAGGGCUGACUUGGGACCCUGUUGGUAAAUACAUUGCCUCUCAAGCCGAUGACCGCAGCCUCAAGGUAUGGAGGACACUAGACUGGCAGUUGGAGACCAGCAUCACCAAACCUUUCGAUGAGUGUGGAGGAACAACCCAUGUAUUGCGGCUUAGCUGGUCACCUGAUGGGCACUAUCUGGUAUCUGCCCAUGCCAUGAACAAUUCUGGACCCACUGCACAAAUUAUUGAACGGGAAGGCUGGAAGACCAACAUGGAUUUUGUUGGGCACCGGAAAGCUGUGACUGUUGUGAAAUUUAACCCAAAAAUCUUCAAAAAGAAGCAGAAAAAUGGGAGUUCUGCAAAGCCCAGCUGUCCAUACUGCUGCUGUGCUGUCGGCAGCAAAGACCGGUCUCUCUCUGUCUGGCUCACAUGUCUAAAACGACCUUUGGUUGUCAUCCAUGAGCUGUUUGACAAAUCCAUCAUGGAUAUUUCCUGGACUCUGAAUGGACUAGGCAUCUUGGUGUGCUCCAUGGAUGGGUCUGUGGCCUUCCUAGACUUCUCCCAGGAUGAGCUUGGAGAUCCACUGAGUGAAGAAGAAAAGAGCCGCAUUCACCAAUCCACUUAUGGUAAGAGUUUGGCCAUCAUGACCGAGGCCCAACUCUCCACAGCUGUCAUCGAGAACCCUGAGAUGCUCAAAUACCAGCGGAGACAGCAGCAGCAGCUGGACCAGAAGAGUGGCACUGCCAGAGAAACAGGCUCAGCUGCCUCAGUGGCCGGUGUUGUCAAUGGUGAAAGUCUUGAAGACAUCAGGAAGAAUCUUUUAAAGAAACAAGUUGAGACUCGAACAGCAGAUGGUCGGAGGAGAAUCACGCCUCUCUGCAUAGCACAGCUGGACACUGGGGACUUCUCCACAGCGUUCUUUAACAGCAUCCCACUCUCGGGCUCCCUGGCAGGCACCAUGCUCUCCUCUCAUAGCAAUCAGCAACUACUGACUUUGGACUCCAAUACUCACAACUCAUUUGGCGCUUCAAAGCCUUCCACAGAACCUGUGGCAUCAGCCAGCACCAGACUUGUGGGAGACUCUGUCAGUAAAGACAGUAUGAAUGCUACCUCGACUCCUGCUGCAUCAUCGCCCUCUGUGUUAACAACCCCAUCAAAGAUCGAACCUAUGAAAGCAUUUGACUCCCGAUUCACUGAACGGUCCAAAGCUACACCAGGUGCUCCUACCUUGUCCAGUGUGACUCCAACAGCUGUGGAAAGGUUGAAAGAACAUAACCUUGUGAAAGAACUGCGGCCCCGGGACCUCCUUGAGAGCAGCAGUGACAGUGAUGAGAAGGUCCAUGUGACAAAGUCCUCCUCACUGUCCAAGCGAAAACUUGAGCUUGAGGUGGAGACAGUGGAGAAGAAGAAGAAAGGGCGGCCUAGGAAGGACUCCCGGCUCAUGCCUGUGUCUCUCUCUGUCCAGUCCCCAGCUACCCUCACCGCCGAAAAGGACUCUGUGUGUUUGUCUGUCCCAGCGCCUGCUCUGAAGCUGCCCAUGCCAGUUCCCCAGAGAGCAUUUACCCUCCAGGUGAGCUCUGACCCCUCCAUGUACAUUGAGGUGGAGAAUGAAGUGACGACUGUGGGAGGUGUGAAGCUGAGUCGCUUGAAGUGUAACCGAGAAGGGAAAGAGUGGGAGACAGUACUCACCAGCCGAAUCCUCACUGCAGCCGGCAGCUGUGAUGUGGUGUGUGUCGCCUGUGAAAAGAGGAUGCUGUCAGUGUUCUCCACCUGUGGUCGCCGCCUCCUCCCUCCCAUCCUCCUGCCGUCCCCGAUCUCCACUUUGCACUGCACGGGCUCCUAUGUCAUGGCGCUCACUGCUGCAGCCACGCUGUCUGUCUGGGAUGUUCACAGACAGGUGGUUGUGGUGAAAGAAGAAUCUCUACACUCCAUCUUGGCAGGAAGUGACAUGACAGUGUCACAGAUCUUGCUGACACAGCAUGGAAUUCCAGUGAUGAACCUGUCUGAUGGGAAGGCAUACUGCUUCAAUCCGUCACUUUCUACGUGGAAUCUGGUUUCUGACAAGCAAGACUCCCUGGCUCAGUGUGCAGACUUCAGGAGCAGCCUGCCCUCUCAGGAUGCCAUGCUGUGUUCAGGACCCUUAGCCAUAGUCCAAGGCCACGCCUCCACUUCUGGAAGGCAGGCGGCUCGUCUCUUCUCCGUGCCUCAUGUGGUACAGCAGGAGACCACCCUCGCCUACUUGGAGAACCAGGUUGCAGCAGCCCUCACUCUGCAGUCCAGCCAUGAGUACCGCCAUUGGCUCCUCCUCUACACGCGGUACCUAGUAAAUGAAGGGUCUUCGGAAGAGGGAGCUGUUGAAGGAGCUGCUGCCAGUCAUCGGGCAAAACCUCCGCUUCCAGCGCCUCUUCACAGAGUGUCAGGAGCAGCUCGACAUCCUACGGGACAAGUAGUCUGCCCCAGCCUUCCCUGGCUGCCUCAAAGGUUAGGCCACCCUCUCUCCACUGACGACCCUCGGAGCCGCUUCUCACCUUGUCAGGCUGCAGUAGGACGAGGAGGCAGUGGCAGGAAGUGGUGUCCUGCACUGACCCAGCUCCCUGAGCUGGCUUCCCCCACGCCUGGGGCCUGCUGUUCUUUCCGAAGCGGGCAGCUCUACCCACGACUUUCCCUCCCUCCAGGAUCCCCCUAUGGGGCUAGGGCUGGAGCUCUACUCUGCUGCCCUGCGGUCAGUGAGGCACUUUCAGGCCCACCGUCUCUUGCACGGUCCCAAGGUGGACACUAGCCCCUGCUGCUGCAGGGGCCGUGUUGCUUCAGCUAUGAUGAAUGAGCCAUUUGUGAAAGAGAAUCCUGAAACAGUGUAUUAUGCAGUCAAUAGACGGACCUAAGACCUAUGUAAAGGGAAAGGCUAUUCCAACACACGGACUAUUUUUGUACUAGAAUUUGCUAACUUGUAAUAUGGAAUUUUCUUUUUGGCCAAUAAUCAGGAUUUCCCUAUAAGUCACUUGGACAUGGAUACUUGUAGGAAAUUUAAACUCUAAUUAUGACAGCUACAUUGAAAAAUAAUUGUACUGAAAUUAACUUGUCUAUCUUCAUUUGGUUUUUAUUUUUAAAUGUUUGUAAAAAGAAACUUUUUUGGGGAAUAGGGCAGGGGGUGGGCGAUUUCUUUUGUAAGUGUAAAAUAAA